Messenger RNA from Aspergillus tubingensis, 426 nucleotides. RefSeq names its product Erg28 family protein. Bases 1 to 426 code for a protein of 141 amino acids. Gene Ontology annotation, cellular component: endoplasmic reticulum; membrane. The transcript is spliced from 2 exons. NCBI's taxonomy places the organism in Eukaryota, Fungi, Ascomycota, Eurotiomycetes, Eurotiales, Aspergillaceae. Gene Ontology annotation, molecular function: protein-macromolecule adaptor activity. The record is from RefSeq and is a predicted model, not a curated record.
AUGGCCGCUCUUCUCUCCUACCUUCCCCCCUUCGAGGGUCUGCUGCCCAAAUGGCUCUUCUUGGUCUCCGUCGUCUCCGCCGCAAACAGCAUCCAAGCCUACCGAUCGGAGUCCUAUGCCGCAGAUCUCUACAACGGAAAAACUGCUGAAGGUCGCCCGCACACCAACCCCCUCUCUUCUCGGACUUUCGGCACAUGGACUUUCCUUUCCUCCGUAGUCCGCAUUUACGCCGCCUACAACCUCAACAACCCGGCUGUCUAUGAUCUCGCGCUCUGGACUUUUGGCAUUGCCCUGGCACACUUUGUCGGCGAGUGGUUGGGCUUCGGUAGUGCGCAGCUUAAGGGUCGUUUCGUUAGCCCUUUGAUUGUUGCUUCGUCCACGCUGGCUUGGAUGUUGACGCAGAGGGAGGCGUAUCUGGCUGCUUAG